AUAAAAACUAAAAAGAAAAACCCUAAAGAAAUACGUUAUCGUACGUUUUUGCCGGUAUAUACCUGCAUCAAUUCACCAUUUUGCAUUAGGAAAUUUGCGAAAUUCAAUAGUCGAAAAUGCCGAAAAAUAAGCCGAUUAAGAAGCAAAGCGAAUCUUCAGAUUCCGACUCUGGCCCUGAAGAUAGAGGCCCCGCAAAGAAACAGAAGGUCGCAUCCUCGGAAGAGAACUCGUGGUCGUUAGGCAAAAAUCGUUUCGUUAAAUUGACGGAGUUUAAAGGAAAGUGGUAUGUUAAUAUCCGGGAGUUUUACGAUGCUGAUGGUGAGUUAAAACCCGGCAAGAAGGGCAUCAUGCUCACUAUGGAGCAGUGGCAUAAAUUUAAGGAGAUUGUACCCGAACUUGAGGAAGCUGUUAAGAGGAAUGUGUAAAUUAAUUAAUGUAAAGGUUUUGAUCAGAAUUACGUUUUGUUUUUCUUGUAUGUAAGGUCUUAUUUCUUAAUGUAUUUAGAAAAUUAUAAAUAAAUGGUCCUUUAUUGAAUA
This is a messenger RNA of Photinus pyralis (common eastern firefly), 536 nucleotides long. Its product is annotated as RNA polymerase II transcriptional coactivator-like. Bases 117 to 425 code for a protein of 102 amino acids. Gene Ontology annotation, cellular component: nucleus; transcription regulator complex. Gene Ontology annotation, biological process: positive regulation of transcription initiation by RNA polymerase II. The record is from RefSeq and is a predicted model, not a curated record. The transcript is spliced from 2 exons. Lineage: Eukaryota; Metazoa; Arthropoda; Insecta; Coleoptera; Lampyridae. Gene Ontology annotation, molecular function: transcription coactivator activity; DNA binding.